AUGACAGGUAUUAGAAUCUAGUGCAAUUGAUAAGUGCUUUGCACUCAGUAUAGACGUAGCGGUUGGUGACUACAGCGAGUGUACAUUCGCUUGAAAUUUACUUGUAGUAAUUUGAUCUACUACAGGCAAUUGAAAGACAAACUGGAAUUACAGUAUUACCUUUGAGUGCUUCCCUUAAACAGGGUAGAAAUGGACUCAAGCAAAGUUUGGGCUCCAGAUCCUACUGAUGGCUACAGACUUGGGAAGAUUGUUGAUAUUGGGGAAGACACUGUAACAGUAGAAACCUUUAAACCCUCAAAAGAGAUCAUCACUGCUCCUUAUGAUUGUGUGUUUAUGGCAGAAGAUGAUGACGAGAAGGAUGUGGAUGAUAAUUGUGCCCUCAUGUACCUGAAUGAAGCUACACUUCUAAACAAUGUUUACCUAAGAUAUAAAAGAGAUCAAAUUUAUACAUACGUAGCUAACAUUUUGAUUGCUGUAAACCCUUACUUUGAAAUCAAGAACUUGUAUUGUCAGAGCAUUAUAAAGCAAUACCAAGGAAAGUCUCUUGGAGUUUUGCCUCCUCAUGUAUUUGCAAUAGGUGACAAAGCCUUUAGAGACAUGAAGAGAGGUAAACAGAGUCAGUCAAUUAUUGUAAGUGGUGAAUCUGGAGCUGGGAAAACAGAGUCAACAAAAUACAUUCUUCGGUAUCUCUGCGAGUCUUGGGGCAGUCAUGCUGGACCACUUGAACAGAGGAUUCUUGAUGCCAAUCCAAUACUUGAGUCAUUUGGUAAUGCAAAGACAGUAAGAAACAAUAAUAGCAGUAGAUUUGGCAAGUUUAUUGAAAUCCAUUUCAGCAACAAGCAUAUUGUGGUUGGAGGAUACAUAUCUCACUAUUUACUUGAGAAGUCUAGGAUUUGUAGUCAGAACAAAGUGGAGAGAAAUUACCACAUUUUCUAUCAGCUUUGUAGUGGAGCUCCUGAACAACUGCGGCAACAGCUUAAACUUGGAAGUCCGGAUGCUUUUGAGUAUUUAAGGAAAAGCUGUACACAAUAUUUCGCCUCAGCCACCUCGGAGAAGUCCCUUAAUGUAAACAGGAAGUCUAAAGCCCACCAGCAAAAAGGUCCUCUAAAAGAUCCACUUUUGGAUGAUGUGGGAGACUUCCAAGUUCUGGAUAAAGCUCUCAAAAAUAUUGGUUUGAGUGAACAAGAAAAACUAGCAAUUUACACAGUUGUCGCAGCAGUUCUACACAUGGGAAAUGUAACCUUUGAAGAUUCACCUGAUGACACCAGGGGUGGGUGUAAAGUUGCUAGCUCUUCUGAAUCUUCACUUAAAACAGCUGCAUCUCUUAUGGGAUUAGAUCCUGAGGAUCUGAGACAGAGUUUACUAUGUAGAGUCAUGCAACCCAGCAAAGGUGGAGUCAAAGGCACUGUGAUUAUGGUACCUCUAAAGGUACAUGAAGCACAGAAUGGUCGAGAUGCUCUGGCUAAAGCCAUGUACUCAAGGUUAUUUGACUAUAUAGUGAACUGCAUCAACAGAAGUAUACCAUUCAGUUCUUCAUCUUACUACAUUGGUGUUCUUGACAUUGCUGGGUUUGAAUAUUUUCAAAAAAACAGUUUUGAACAGUUUUGUAUCAACUACUGUAAUGAGAAGCUUCAGCAGUUUUUCAACGAAAGAAUUCUGAAAGAUGAGCAAAACUUGUAUGAGAAGGAAGGCUUGGGUGUGAAGAAAAUUGAAUUUGUAGACAAUCAAGAUUGCAUUGAUCUUAUGGAAACCAAAGGGUCUGGUAUUUUUGAUCUUUUGGAUGAGGAGAGCAAGCUACCUAAACCUAGCCACAACCACUUCACUGCAGCUGUACACAGUAAUCAUGGCAAACACUUCAGGUUGGCUGUACCACGGAAGUCCCGGCUCAGAGACCACCGAGAAGUUAGGGAUGAUGAGGGAUUUUUAAUCCGUCAUUUUGCUGGAGCUGUCUGUUAUCAAACGGACAAAUUCUUAGAGAAGAACAAUGAUGCUCUACAUGACUCACUGGAAGCCUUAAUUUUGGAUGCUAAGAACCCAUUGUUGAAGCAGUUAUUUUCUGGUGAUACUCCUGUUAAAACAUCAAAAGGCAAACUGACCUUCAUUAGUGUUAGUAGCAAGUUCCGUUCACAGUUAAUGGAACUGAUGGCCAAACUUCGUAGCACUGGAACUCAUUUUAUUCGUUGCAUUAAGCCUAAUUUGCAGAUGGUAGACCACAAAUUUGAAGGAGGUCAAAUUCUAAGCCAGUUAAGGUGUGCAGGUAUGACAUCUGUUCUGGAUUUGAUGCAGCAAGGGUUUCCGUCAAGAGCCCAGUUUGCUGAACUUUACAACAUGUACAAAAAUUACCUUCCUCCAGAGCUGGCUCGGCUAGAUGCACGUCUUUUCUGUAAGGCUUUAUUCAUGGCUCUUGGAUUAAAUGAAAAUGACUUCAGGUUUGGGAUGACCAAGGUUUUCUUCAGACCUGGAAAAUUUGCUGAGUUUGAUCAGAUCAUGAAGUCUGACCCAGAGAAUCUGGCAUUGCUUAUAAAGAAAGUGAAAAGAUGGCUUCUUGCUUCUCGAUGGAAAAAAACACAGUACUGUGCUCUGUCCGUCAUCAAAUUGAAGAACAAAAUCUUGUUUAGAAGAAAACGCCUGGUUAUUAUACAGAAAAAUGUUCGAAGGUAUCAAGCCAUGAAGAAAUAUCGACCUAGAUACCUUGGCAUCAUGAAGGUGAAGUCUCUGCAAGGCCAACUGAAACAAAUGUCAGAACUAGUCAAUCAGUUAAAAGCAGAGAAACAGCAGUCAGUCACACAAGUAAAUGCACUUGAAACAAAGAUGAAAGAGACCAUUAAAAAACUAAAGACAACAGACAUGAAAGAAGCUGAAAUUCAACAGAACUACACAAGCUUGAUGAUGGCCAUGGAUGACAGUCUAGUAGUGUUGAAGCGUAAGCUAGAAAAACAAAAGAUUGCAGAAGAACAAGAGCGCUUAAGAAAGAUUCAAGAAGAGAUGGAAAAAGAAAAGAAGAGAAAGGAAGAAGAAGAAAGAAAAAAACGUGAGGAAGAAGAGAUACGUAAAAAGAAGGCACAGUUAGAAGCAGAAAGAAUAGCUGAAGAAGAAAGACGCAAGAAACAAGAAGAAGAAGACAGAAAGUUAGCGGCUGCCUUGGAAGCCCAGUUGAAGUUAGAACAAGAAGAGUCAGCAAAAAGAAAAGAACAGUUGGAACAAGAAUGCCGUGAUCACGAGCUGGCAUUACGCUUGGCCCAGGAUAACAAUAGUGUGGUAGAAGAUGUUCCACCAACUCCGACACUUCCAAGAUCUUCCACUGUCAUUAAGAAUAGACAACAACAAGAAAAUAAAAAGUACAAUCUUUCUAAAUGGACAUAUUCCAAGCUUCGGGAUACGAUCAACACAUCUUGUGACUUGGAAUUAUUAGAAGCCUGCCGGGAGGAAUUCCAUCGGCGUCUUAAGGUCUACCAUGCCUGGAAGCGCAAGAAUGUCAAAAAGGGGGAACAUCCACAAAGCAGAGCUCCACAGUCUGUUACAGACACAACUCCACCACCUCUUCCUGAAAGACAACCUAAAAAUCCAGACCAUCGUCAGCGGUACUUUCGCAUGCCAUUCUUGCGAGCAGGUGCUUCAGCAUCAGAGGUGGGAAUGUGGUAUGCUCAUUUUGAUGGUCCGUAUAUUGCUCGUCAAAUGGAAAUACAUCCAGGGAGAUUACCAAUUCUUCUUCUUGCAGGUAAAGAUGACAUGCAAAUGUGUGAACUGACCCUUGAAGAAACGGGCCUUACUCGAAAGAAAGGUGCAGAGAUUCUUGCACAUGUUUUUGAAGAAGAAUGGACCAAAAAUGGUGGAGAGAAAAAAACAUCUUUCCAGGCUCGGAAAAUAAGUUAACUAAACAGAUAGCUCAGGUAGAAAUGAAACUUUAAAUUGUUGUGUGUAACAAAAAAAAAUUAGGUUUAUCCACAAAUUUUGAUUUUUGAUGAGGUGCGACAUACAUUUGUGUUGAAAGCAGAUCUCAGUUAUAAAUAUGAACAUAAUGCGUAUAAAGUAAGAAGCAGCCAGCAGAAGUUUUUAUUGUUUUAAGUAAAUUAAUCAAAAUGUAUGUUGGUAAAUCUUUCCUUUAAACAAAUUUAGUAGCUUUCAGAAUCUGAAAUUUCACCAAAUUUUGUUAGCAUUUAUUAUUUAAUAAAGUUUUCAGACUAUACAAUUUUGAUCAUUUGGAGUUAAAUCUUUUAAUUUUUUUAUAUUUACUUAGGUUGUGGAUAUUUUUUGAUUUGUAGAAGUACAAUACAAUUGUAGGGUCACUGAUUUUGACAAUUUAUUUUAGUUUUACUUAAAGCUAUGCAAAUCAUGUAAUUGUUAUAAAUAUUUUGAGAAAGCUAUGUUUCUCUGUAGUUGUCUUUCGUCUUCACAGAAAGGUUCAAUGGUAAUAAAUAAUAACUAUGAUAAUUGAAA
This is a messenger RNA of Limulus polyphemus (Atlantic horseshoe crab), 4437 nucleotides long. Its product is annotated as unconventional myosin-VI-like. NCBI's taxonomy places the organism in Eukaryota, Metazoa, Arthropoda, Merostomata, Xiphosura, Limulidae. Gene Ontology annotation, molecular function: ATP binding; microfilament motor activity; actin filament binding. Bases 190 to 3873 code for a protein of 1227 amino acids. The record is from RefSeq and is a predicted model, not a curated record. Gene Ontology annotation, biological process: actin filament organization; endocytosis; vesicle transport along actin filament. The transcript is spliced from 28 exons. Gene Ontology annotation, cellular component: actin cytoskeleton; myosin complex; cytoplasm.